ACAAGCUCCCUCCUUUGAUUUCCUCCACAGAUCACCAGCCACAGGAGAGAGCAGCUGCCUCAGGCCUGUUAACACUUUUCAACAGGUUCGCUAGUCUGAGGCAUUACACAGAGAUUAAAGAGAAAAUAUGUUUCUACAGUCUAGUUCCUGAUGCUUGGAAUAAGGGACUUUCUUGGCUACUGUGUGGAUUAUCACUGAGUCCAGACAACAGAAAUGGAUGUGACCAAGGGGCCACUAAUUCCUGUCUUCCUGCUCAUCUGUAUUAACUGUGUGACAGGACAGGUCGUCCCUCAGCCUACAGAACUGGAGGUGAAUAUUAUGGAUGGGGAGGUAAUAGUACUUUGGAAACCUCCUGCGGACGUUCCCUCAAACGCCAAGUACAAUGUACAAAUGGCAAGGUACAGUGGUGAAUGGGAGGUGGUGGACAGCUGCACGGGGAUCGAAAAUACCUACUGUGAAUUAAGCAGACUCAUAGAGGACUUUCAGAGUGGCUACAAAGUCAGAGUUCAGCUGGUUGACGGAGAUAACGUGUCUGAGUGGACAAGAAAGAAAUUUCUCCCGAAUGAAAGCGGACUGACGCCUCCCUCCUUCACGUUGUGGGCUACAGCCAGCUCUCUAACAGUUCGUGUGCACGAAAAACCUAUUCUGAGAAAACUCUUUCCUUAUGGACUCAUCUACACCAUCUACCUGGAGGAGCGAGGACAAGACAAAAAGAAUACCACAUUAGUAUUGCCGGGAGAUGUCAUGGAGGAGGAUCAGAGGACUAAGACUUUCAGUUCUCUCCGCUAUGGGACAGAGUACUGUGUCAGCAUCAUGAUGGAGGGCAGUGGCUCGCUCUCUGCCAGCAACCUGUCCCCUAAACAGUGUCUGAGGCUACCAGAGCAAGAAUGGAUCAUCAUUGCAUUGACGUCUCUCACUAUUCUGGGAGUUCUGGCCGUCAUGGCCAUUGCGGCAGCCAUCCUCCUUUGUUACCUGAAAAGUCCAGGGAAAACACCCGCUGUGUUGAAAUCCCCUGUAAGUGGCUGGCUUCCACUCUCUGUUGGCGAAGGGACGAUGGAGGUUGUGACAGACAAAGGAUGGUUCCUGUCCUCUUACAGAACAGAAGUGAAAAACUGUGUCACAAACCCUGUGACCCAUGUUACAGUAACAGAGGACAAUGAGGAGGAAGACAGGAGGACAAGCAUGGACAGUGGGGUCAGCGUGGAGUCCAACUCCGCUACGCACAGUGAGGGAAGUCCUCCAGUAAGACAAGAGGACAGCGGCUGUGGGAGCAUGGGAGGACCAGAGAGCUCCACUAGCAGUCAGACUGUUUACCCCCUGCAGGAAGACACAGCCAGGAAGAGGGAUGACAGCGGGGUUGGGCUGGGCUGCCAGCUUCAUUCUUCUUCUAUGAAUCUGGACGGGCAGGACAGUGUGUCCCUAAAGGAGGCGGUUGUCGGGGGUAACUACCGCACCCAGGGCCCCUCCUCCGUGCACAUUCACGUCUGCGACGAUGAAGAGCCGUUCAAACUCCCUGACUCUGUUUUGGCCGAAGUGGUCACAGGCUACAGGGCUGCAGUUCAAUCGUGCAUCUGCUCAGGAGCAGGUCAGUGCACCUGGUGCCACAAACAAGGCCUGUAUGGAAUAGGAGUUAUGAAACAUUACAGAUCUAUGUGCAUUGACAAUGGACUAGUGAGCGGCACAUGUGAUUUUGUGGACUCUUAUAAAGGAAUUACAUAUUCAAGUUACGCUAAAAAAGCACAAAUGGACGCCGUCACGAUGGCUGCCUUAGACACAACUUUCAUACAGCUGGGGGACACUUUCCCUCUGCUAACAGCCUUAACACCGCUGCCUCUAGAGGACGGAGGUCAGGACUUCAACAUGAACAACGUGACUCUCUCUCUCUGUGACGUACAGCUUACAACAGACUGUGGGAUGUAGCAACGCUAUUUAUAAAUGGAUGCUGACAUAACCAGAUGUGAGCUCUUUUCCAAAGAGCUAAACUGGAGAUACACAGUCCCUUUUUUCCCACAUGACACACUAUCUGACAUAUGCAAUGGAGGCAUGACUUAGUAUUUGGGGAAAAGAAAUGCGAAGGGAAGAAAGGGGGAAAGCAGAGUGUGCCAAAGGUUGUUUUUUUAAGCACAGGAAGGAAGCAGAGGUUAGACCGCACAUCUGCUGAAUGGCGGCAGUUUAGAGUUUCGGGAGCCUCUAGAGCCGAAGAAACACGACGUCAAAGACCUCACCCGACCUUGUCUCACUGGGUGUACUUACGCCUCAACAAACGACAGCUUGCCGGAAGUGAAGCUGGUGAGGGGAGCCGUGCAGAGAAACAGUUUGGCGGUCACGUGCGUUUGGAUCACACCUCUUGUUGUUAAUUCACCUCUUCAAGUUUAGUUGUUGUGUGUUUUGUCACGUUCUGAAUGUUCAAUAAAGUAAACCCGAGAGACACUUUCAA
Messenger RNA from Acanthopagrus latus (yellowfin seabream), 2437 nucleotides. It is a transcript of the gene il10ra, whose product is annotated as interleukin 10 receptor, alpha. The transcript has 7 exons. The coding region runs from base 214 to 1920 and encodes 568 amino acids. NCBI's taxonomy places the organism in Eukaryota, Metazoa, Chordata, Actinopteri, Spariformes, Sparidae. Gene Ontology annotation, molecular function: protein binding. The record is from RefSeq and is a predicted model, not a curated record.